UUAGUUUUUGUAGCACUAUUCGUUAACCGAACCGGAGGGGGGAAGCAUCGGCGAGUUCUUUGAAUCGGAGAUCGCCGCCGGUAAAACGCAGAGCCAAUGGCCGGAAAACUCAUGCACGCCGUUCAAUACGAACGUUAUGGCGGCGGAGUCGCCGGAUUGAAGCAUGUGCAAAUUCCGAUCCCGUCGCCUAAGAGAGACGAGGUUCUGAUAAAACUGGAAGCAGUUAGUCUGAAUCCAGCUGAUUGGAAGAUUCAGAAAGGGUUACUCCGCCCGUUUAUGCCCCGCAAGUUCCCUUUCAUUCCCGCUACUGAUGUUGCCGGAGAAGUUGUCGGAGCUGGACCGGGAGUCCAUAAAUUCAAAGCCGGUGACAAAGUUGUAGCCUUUUUCAACCCCUUUACCGGAGGAGGACUUGCCGAAUACGCUGUCGUGAGCGAGAACCGAACCGUGGCCAGGCCGGAAGAAGUCCAGCCACACCAGGCCGCAGGUCUACCCAUCGCUGGUCUCACGGCUCUGAUGGCUAUAACCCAGUCCGCGGGCCUCAAGCUCGACGGCCCGGACCCAAACGACCCCGUCCAGCUGGCCAAGCUAGCGAAUGCCCACGUGCCCGCCACUUGCGGCUCGCGCAACAUUGACCUUGUCAGGUCGUUGGGAGCGGACGAGGUCCUCGACUACACAACGGCCGAAGGAGCCACCCUCGCGAGCCCGUCGGGUAGAAAAUACGAUGUCGUGAUACACUGCGCAAACGGGAUCGCGUUCUCGAGGUUAGAGCCGAGAUUGUCCGAGAACGGGAGGGUUAUAUGCGUCAAUGCAGAUGCAAGAACGAUGUGGGACUAUGCGGUGAAGACGAUAACGCUAUCGAAGAAGAAACUGGUUCCACUGGUAAUGAUCCCAAAGGCGGAGAAUCUGGAAACGAUGGUGAAUCUGAUGAAGGAAGGGAAGAUCAAGACAGUGAUCGACUCGAGACAUGAACUGAGCAAAGCCGAAGAGGGUUGGGCCAAAUGCAUGGACGGUCAUGCCACCGGCAAGAUCAUCGUCGAGCCGUGAACGAUAUAAUAGUAAUGUCUUUUGUUCUCUGGGAGAGAUUUCUACUUCUAGAGACUUCUUUUGCUCUGUCUAAACAGAAGCUAGGGUUUCAUUAGAUUUGACGGCGUUAACGGAGAAAGUAUUGUUCCAGAUACCGUUAACUGUACGCCGUUAAAAAGGGUUUGCCUGAGCAGAAGGGAUAUCGAUUACGUCGGCAUUUCGUUAAUCUGUACGGUCGGAGUUUGUCCUUGCUUUGAUCAACUCUUGAUAUCAGUCCAUGCGCUUUCGCA
This is a messenger RNA of Tarenaya hassleriana, 1313 nucleotides long. Its product is annotated as putative quinone-oxidoreductase homolog, chloroplastic. NCBI's taxonomy places the organism in Eukaryota, Viridiplantae, Streptophyta, Magnoliopsida, Brassicales, Cleomaceae. Gene Ontology annotation, molecular function: oxidoreductase activity. The coding region runs from base 97 to 1044 and encodes 315 amino acids. The record is from RefSeq and is a predicted model, not a curated record. The transcript is spliced from 4 exons.